AUGGCGUCCGCCUCUCGUGAUGGCGCCCGCUUCCAGCAGCUCCCUUCGGGGCCUUCGGGGCCGGGCUCCAGCUCCUCGAGGUCGUCCUUCGACUCCACGUCGGAUCCCAACGAUGCCGACGACGAAGCCUUCGCCCUCCUUUCCGAUGGCGAUGUCGCAUCUCUUCUUUCGGAUGACAUUGAGCUCGAAGAGAUCUCCGCAGCCGGACCAUCCGCCGGCUCCGGCUCCCGUCCUGCCAAGAGCCGCUCAGAGAUGGAUCAACGGUUCCAAGAUGCCAUCAAUGCCGAACGGCACAUGACGCCCCGGGACGCCAUCCGCGCCUACCCGAUGGCCGUGUUCUGGAGUCUGGUCGUCUCCCUGUGUGUGAUCAUGGAAGGCUACGACACUAUCCUCAUUGGCAGCUUCUUCGCCCACCCAGAAUUCGCCAAAAAAUUCGGAGACGGUAAGGACGACCAGGGCCGAGAUCAGCUAUCCGCCCUCUGGCAAGCCGUGCUCGGCAACAGCAGCACGUUGGGCUGCAUUAUUGGCGUCAUCGCCAACGGCUUCCUCGUCGAGCGGUGCGGCCAAAAGACCGCCCUCAUCAGCUCUCUCUUCGUGCUCUCCGGCUGCAUCUUCAUCACCUUCUUCGCCACCAACAAGACCAUGCUCAUGCUCGGCCAGAUCGCCUGCGGCCUGCCCUGGGGCGUCUUCGCGUCCUCUGCGCCCGCCUAUGCGUCCGAGGUCCUGCCGUUGACCCUGCGCGUGUACCUGACGACGUGGACCAACAUGUGCUUCAUUAUCGGCCAGCUCAUGUCCGCGGCCGUCCUUGCGGGGCUGCUCCCACGCAAAGACCAGUGGUCAUACCGUAUCCCGUUUGCGUUGCAGUGGUCCUGGCCGGUCCUUCUCAUACCGCUUCUGGUCUUUGCACCAGAGUCCCCGUGGCAUCUCGUCCGGACCGGCCAGCUUGCCAAGGCGGAGAAGGCCUUGCUGCGGCUACAGAGGAGAAAGGUCGAUAAUCUGGACGCCAAAGUCCGUCUGAGGGAAAUCGUAGAAACCGACAGGAUGGAGCAGGAGCACCAGACGGGAACGACCUACUGGAACUGCUUCCGAGGCGUAGAACGUCGCCGCACCGAAAUCGCAUGCGUCGCGUUCGCGGGCCAGGUCCUCUCCGGCUCGAGCUUCGCCUACAACUCGGUCUACUUCUUCCAGCAGGCCGGCCUGAACCCCCAGGACGAUUACAAUCUCAACGUUGGCGGCACCGCGCUGGCUCUGGUCGGGACCGUCGUCAACUGGUUCGCGCUGAUGCCGUACUUUGGCCGUCGCCGCAUCUAUCUCUGGGGCAUGUUCAGCAUGUCUGCGAUCCUCUUCAUCAUUGGCAUCCUCGACAGGAUAGGCCGGUUGCCGAAUGCGCCCACGUCACCUAUAGGCUGGGUCCAAGCCUCUCUAACUCUUGUCUGGACCUUUAUCUUUCAGCUGUCGGUCGGUCAGCUCGGAUGGGCUAUACCCGCCGAGGUCGGCUCCACCCGACUCCGACAGAAGACCAUUUGCGUUGCGAGGUCUACCUAUUAUGUUAUGAAUUUGCUGGCCAAUGCCUUCCAGCCAUUUUUCAUGAAUCCGAACGCCCUGAAUCUCAAGGGCACGACGGGUUUCGUCUGGGGAACAUCGGCAUUUCUCACCUUUGUAUGGGCUUUUUUCCGCCUCCCGGAAACAAAGGGGCGUACCUACGAGGAGCUGGAUUAUCUCUUCCACAACAACACCGCCACAAGGCAGUUCGAUACGACGGAGGUGGAUGUAUUUGACGGGGAUUACGAGAAAGUGUCACCCCCAAUGUCUCGAUGA
Colletotrichum orchidophilum is the source of this 1818-nucleotide messenger RNA. RefSeq names its product sugar porter family MFS transporter. Gene Ontology annotation, biological process: carbohydrate transport; transmembrane transport. Gene Ontology annotation, molecular function: carbohydrate:proton symporter activity. The coding region runs from base 1 to 1818 and encodes 605 amino acids. NCBI's taxonomy places the organism in Eukaryota, Fungi, Ascomycota, Sordariomycetes, Glomerellales, Glomerellaceae. The record is from RefSeq and is a predicted model, not a curated record. Gene Ontology annotation, cellular component: membrane. The transcript is spliced from 2 exons.